AUGACGACCGCGUACUCCGCGAUGAUGACCCCCGGGAUGGAGUCCGCGCUCGAGCCCGCGCUGAAGCUCCUCGCGGACCACCUGAUCGCGCUGGACAAGCGUCUGCACGACGCGCGACCGUCGUACGUCGUCAUCGGCGCGGGCGUCUCCGCGACGGUCGCGAUCCAGGCGUUCUACUACCUCCUCGACCUCCGCAAGAGGUGCCGGACGAAGGGCGCGCUGUGGCUCUUCUUCGAGUCCGUCAAGGCGCUGCCGAUCGUUAAAGGUCUCAUCGCGGCGGAGCGAGGGAAGAUGAUCGCGGAGAUGGACGCCGACAUGUCCAAGAAGCUCGCGAAGGAGCCGCCUCGCCUCACCUCCCUCCCCGCGAAGGGCAUGUCCGUGGACGCGGUCCUCGUCGAGGCGGCGCAGAGGAAGCGAAAAGACCUGGAGUGGACCCCGACCGGGUCGCUCAUGUCCGGCGCCGUGUACAUGGCGGACGACGCGCACUUCAAGAUGCUCUCCUCCGUGUACUCGUCCUUCGCGCAUUCGAACCCGCUGCACGGCGACGCGUUCCCCGCGGUCGUGCGCAUGGAGAACGAGGUCGUCAACAUGACCGCGACGAUGCUAGGGUGCUCGCCCGGCGGACCGAACCCGAACGUGUGCGGCCUCAUGACGAGCGGCGGGACCGAGAGCAUCCUCACCGCGAUUCGCGCGACGCGGGAUUACUCGCGCGACGUCCGGGGGAUCAAGGCGCCGGAGAUGAUCGUCGCGAUCAGCGCGCACGCGGCGGUGUACAAGGCCGCGGACUACUUCGGCAUCGAGCUCGUGCGCGUGGGCGUGGACGAGAACUUCAGGAUGGAUAUCAACGCGGUGCGACGCGCGGUGAACGGCAACACGAUUUUGAUAUACGCGUCCACUCCCGGGUACCCGCACGGCGCCGUGGACGACAUCCAGGCGCUCGCGGCGAUCGCGAAGCGCAGGAAGUGCUGCCUGCACGUCGACGCGUGCCUCGGCGGGUUCGUGCUCCCGUUCGCGUCGUCGAUCAAGCCGUUCGAUUUCCGCGUGGACGGCGUCACGUCGAUGUCGGUGGACACGCACAAGUACGGCCUCGCGCAGAAGGGGUCCUCGGUGGUGCUGUAUAACUCCGCGGCGCUGCGUCAGUACCAGUACACCGCGGUCAUGGACUGGUCCGGCGGGCUGUACAUAUCGCCGUCGCAGGCGGGGAGCCGCAGCGGCGGGCUCAUCGCGCAGACGUGGGCGGCGUUGAUGCGCAUGGGGAGGGAAGGGUACCAACGCGUCGCGGACGACGUCAUCGCGGGCGCGAACGAGCUCCGCGCGGGUCUGUCCGAGAUCGACGGCCUGAAGGUCCUCGGCGAGGACGUCUCCAUGGUCGUCGCGUGGGGCAGCUCCGACCCGAGCUUAAACAUCUACACCGUGAACGACGUCAUGGUGAAGAAAGGGUGGCAUCUCAGCGUGUUGCAGGCGCCGCCGGCGUUGCACAUGUGUCUCACGUCGGCGAACGUCGCGAGCGUGCGCCAGCUGUGCGUCGACCUCGCGAUCGCGGUGAAGGAGACGAGGGCGCUCGGGAAGGGGAAGGUGGACGGCGGCAAGGCGCCCAUCUACGGGCUCGCGGGCGGGCUCCCGGACCGCGGCACCGUCGGGGACAUCCUCAAGGACGUCCAGGAUCUCAUGUUGAAGCACGUGUGA
This is a messenger RNA of Micromonas pusilla CCMP1545, 1686 nucleotides long. RefSeq names its product sphingosine-1-phosphate lyase (gene SGPL). Gene Ontology annotation, cellular component: endoplasmic reticulum. The coding region runs from base 1 to 1686 and encodes 561 amino acids. NCBI's taxonomy places the organism in Eukaryota, Viridiplantae, Chlorophyta, Mamiellophyceae, Mamiellales, Mamiellaceae. Gene Ontology annotation, molecular function: sphinganine-1-phosphate aldolase activity; pyridoxal phosphate binding. The record is from RefSeq and is a predicted model, not a curated record. The transcript has 2 exons. Gene Ontology annotation, biological process: carboxylic acid metabolic process; sphingolipid catabolic process.